UCGCAUUCCAAACCCUGAAAGUGAAAGGCAGCUUUAUGCAUGGCGCUAGAAACACUACACACCAAAACCACCUCUUUCUCAUAUUCAUCUGACAUAACCUAAUAAAUACAAUUUUAUUUAUUAUUCAAUUAAAUAUUUUUAAUGAUUGAGAAAGAGAGAGAAGCAGCUACAGUUUCCAAUUCUCCAGCAGAGGAUUUUUGUUUUUCUGUUUGUUCACGAAAGUUUCAGAUAUCCACUGCAAAAUGGUGGUGUUCGAGCUGUUGCUAAAACAAGAACAAAUUGCUGAAAGGCUUGAUGCUAAGGUCUUACCAAAUAAAGAUAUCUAUAAUGGAGAGUUUAAAGGAAUACUUCCACAUGGAAAUGGAAAAUAUACAUGGACUGAUGGAACAGUCUAUGAGGGUGAGUGGGAAGAGGGUAAAAUGACUGGAAAAGGACAGAUAAUUUGGUCAUCAGGAGCAAAAUAUGAAGGUGAUUUCUGUGGUGGCUACCUUCAUGGAUUUGGCACCUUAACCGGACCUGACGGAUCUGAAUACAGAGGAGCCUGGAGGAUGAAUAUACAGCAUGGGCAUGGAAAGAAAGAGUAUGCUAAUUCAGAUUUUUAUGAAGGUUUGUGGAAGGAAGGAAUGCGCGAAGGUAAUGGUAAGUAUUCUUGGAAUAUUGGUGGACACACAUACACAGGAAAUUGGAAAGGUGGAAAAAUGAAUGGACAAGGGGUUAUGAAGUGGGAAAAUGGUGAUCUUUUCGAUGGCUAUUGGUCGAAUGGUUUAAGAGAUGGUUCUGGAGUUUAUAAGUUUGCAGAUGGUGGAUGUUACUUUGGGUCAUGGAGUAAGGGUUUAAAGGAUGGAAAAGGAACCUUCUAUCCUCCUGGAACUAAGCUUCGAUCUUUAAACUCACUAUCGCACAGCUCAUCGUUAGAGUCGGUGCAGGGAGUGGUUCCAAAACCAAGUGUCACCCGCAGUUUUUCUGCGAAAAAAUUAGUUGGUGGAAUAUUGAGAAGUUCAGGUCAACCAAAAUGCGGAACAAACCCGAUAGAUGACAAAUUUGCUCCUUCUCACACUACCGGAGAAUCAAUAUGUAAUGAGCCAUCACACAUGCUUUCUCAGGCCUCGGACAUUGCCCAAAAAGAUUUGCAGGGUAUAAUUUAUGAAAGAGAAUACAUGCAAGAAGUGUUGUUCAAAGAGAGAGUCAGAAUUAUAGAAAAAUCACGAAAAAGUAAACAGAAACUUAAAUUUCAUGUCAAAGUAAUAAAGAAGCCACACGUGGAUAAUUUUGAGGCCCAAAAAAGCUAUUAUCUAAUGCUCAAUUUGCAGCUUGGUAUCAGAUAUACUCUUGGCAAGAUCACACCAUUGCCUAUGCGCGAAGUUCGAGCCUCUGAUUUUGGAGAUAGCGCUGCAAUAAGCAUGUAUUUCCCUAGAAUGGGUUCCCAUUUUACACCUCCACACUAUUCUGUCGAUUUCUACUGGCAAGAUUAUCGCCCUAUGGUCUUCAGGAAUCUAAAGGAGAUGUUUAAAUUAGAUGCAGCUGAAUAUAUGAUGUCCAUUUGCGGCGAUGAUGGUCUAAGGGAGCUUUCUUCUGCAGGCAAAAGUGGCAGUUUGUUCUAUCUUUCUCAUGAUGAUAGAUUUGUGAUAAAAACAUUAAAGAAAUCUGAACUCAAGCUCCUUCUCAAGAUGCUUCCCAACUAUUAUGAUCAUGUAGUAAAGCAUGAAAAUACUCUAAUAACAAAGUUCUUUGGCGUCCAUCGAAUAAUAUUAAAAGGUGGAAGAAAGAUACGCUUUGUGGUCAUGGGAAAUAUGUUUUGCACGGAAUUGAAAAUACAUAGAUGCUAUGAUCUGAAGGGGUCAACUCAAGGAAGAUUUACAGAUGCUGAUAAAAUGGAAGCGAAUAAGGCCUUGAAAGAUCUUGAUCUUACAUAUGAAUUUCAGAUGGAUAAAUUGUUGCGGGAGUCCCUCUUCAAACAACUUUCCGAAGAUUGCCAUUUCCUGGAAUCUCAACAUAUAAUUGACUAUAGCCUUUUAUUGGGAUUACAUUUUAGAGCUCCUGAGCAGUUGAAGGCUAUACUACAAUCCGCUGGUGCAAUGCCGAAUAUUCCAGAAAAUUUACCUUUUGGAGAUGGUAUAACGUCACAAGUGGAGCCUCUGAUUUCAACGGGGUUGCUCCUAGUUACGCAUGAACCGAGCUUUGUCAACACAGCACCUGGUCCUCACAUAAGAGGGAAUAAUCUUAGAGCACAUUCUGCUGGUGCAAAGGAAGUUGAUCUCUUACUGCCCGGCACAGCAAGAUUGCGGGUGCAGUUAGGAGUAAACAUGCCGGCUCAAGCUAGCCGCAAACAUCAACAGGAGGUUAAUUCCAUGGAGGUUGAACUUUUUGAGAUAUAUGAUGUGGUCCUCUACAUGGGCAUAAUUGAUAUAUUGCAGGGAUACAAUUUUAAAAAGAAAAUUGAGAAUAAAUUCAAGUCGUUGAAGUACGACGGUUCGACUAUUUCUGCUGUUGAACCGAAGUUGUACGCCGACCGUUUCCUCAAGUUGUUUCAGCAGAAAGUUUUCGCUGAGCAACCAUGAAAAAAAGAAAGCCUUACAGUUUUUGUUCCUCUUACAAUUGAAAGAUAUUUAUGCAAUGCUUACUCUCAUUACAUAAUUCUUUUACAAAAUAUCAUUUGUAUAGAAAGAUCAAGCACAUGAAGUUUAUGCAAAAGAUUUGCAUAUCUAUCAGCUUUUGUUUU
Messenger RNA from Mercurialis annua (annual mercury), 2719 nucleotides. Its product is annotated as phosphatidylinositol 4-phosphate 5-kinase 7-like. NCBI's taxonomy places the organism in Eukaryota, Viridiplantae, Streptophyta, Magnoliopsida, Malpighiales, Euphorbiaceae. The transcript has 10 exons. Gene Ontology annotation, molecular function: ATP binding; 1-phosphatidylinositol-4-phosphate 5-kinase activity. Bases 243 to 2558 code for a protein of 771 amino acids. Gene Ontology annotation, biological process: phosphatidylinositol metabolic process. The record is from RefSeq and is a predicted model, not a curated record.